AUGUAGGAGGGUAUUUGCUUAGGGUGAUUUGUAAAUAUUUAAGACUUGACUAAGCUUAUGAUUAUUGAAAACACGUAUUUGCAAAAAUUUAAACUCGAUAAAACGCAAAAAAUUAUUGUUCAUUAUCCAGUCGUACGCACGUACAUAUAGGUCAUCGUGUGUGCAUUGCACAUUUCCCGUCGGGAAUUCUUCGGAUUAGUACGACAUUCGGAAAUGUAUUAAAAUGUAUUUAAAUCUUUCGUUCGGAUCGAUGCAAAUUUGUUCAUUAAACUUCGAAAAACUAAGCUUUGUAAGCACUGUUUGUAAGCCUGAACCACUGUAGACAAUAUCCUUUCUGAUAGAAUUGUAUUUAUCAGUAUUUACCUUGCGUGAUAUUUUCAGAGAAAAUCCUAUAAUUAUCAUCGGAAGUUUACGUGGAAGUUCGACGUUCGUGACGUCAUAAGUUGACGUUGGCAUGCCAACAUUUGCUAAUUAAAUUCUAACAAUAUGGCGACCCGAUAGGAGUGGGUUUGUUUAUCGUUUUACUUCGACUGAAAUUUUGGGUUGAACGCGCAGUUUUUUCAAAGUAAAUUAUGACAGACGGUCCUACAACAAAGGCAGCGUAUUUUCGCGUUUGUUCUGAGACAGGAAGAGACCCCGAUGGUGAGAUAUUGGCUGUUGUAAACCACGCUAUAGACGAACAGAUACUAGAGCAGACAGAAUUUUGCACUUUAAAGCUCCACGCAAAUAAACGAAAUGUGCAAAAUGAAAAAUAUAGAAGGAAACUAAAUGACCAGGACGUGGACACGCUCUGUAGAACGCUUCAAUGCAACACAUUCGUGGUCGGUUUAGACCUGGGAUAUAACAGUGUAACAGAUGCUGGUGCGAAAAUCUUGUCCACACUACUUCAGGAAACGCUUAUUCUCAAAGAACUUGUUUUAUCUUAUAACGACAUCACAUCCGAAGGUGCGUUGGAUCUCGCGAAAGGACUUCAGAUGAAUGAGACGCUGUUGGUUUUAAAAUUAAAUGGGAAUAAGAUAUGUAACAAAGGAGCAUUAGCAAUCGCUGGGUCACUUCAGGUCAACACAAUACUACAGGAAUUAGAUAUGGCCGACACUGAUAUGGGCACCGAAAGCUGUGUAGCAAUCUCAACAGUUUUAAAAUAUAACAAUUCACUGAAAGUCCUCAACAUAAAUCGACCGAUAGUUCACCCUUCACAGGAAGAAUCUAUCAUCGUGCACAUUGCUGGUAUGCUAAAAGUAAACAGAUCAUUGGAGGAAAUCCACCUUGCAAAAUGUGGUAUUCGGGAUUUUGGUGCUGAAAGGCUGGCUGAAAACUUGGUUUAUAAUACUGGGUUAAAACACUUAGAUCUAAGAUGUAACCGCGUCACUCGGGAUGGUGCAAGAUGCCUUGGAAAAUUACUAAAGAAGGAUACCCCCCUGGAAAUAUUAAAUUUAGCUUGCAAUCGAAUUGAAGAUGACGGAGCUUGUGCAUUAAGUGAAGCGCUUGCCUAUAGCAAUACCAAGUUACAAACUCUAGUCGUUUGUAGCAACAAAAUUGCAACGAGGGGUCUGUGUUCUCUGGCGAAGACGAUGAAAACGAAUUCAAGUUUAAGGCGUAUUUAUAUAUGGGGAAAUAAGUUGUUGGAGCCUGUAUGCAACGUAUUUCAAGAGCUCAUGUCUGGCCGCGUACCUCGUCUGGCUGAAGAGGACACUGACGUAACACCUUAUGUCGUGGACGGUAUUACAUAUUUAAGUCAAACAAACAGUCCUUAUUGAACUGAAAGGUCAUUUUUAAAUCAUAAUCAGUGUAUUAGUAUUUUCGAAAGCUUAGCUUUCAUCUUCUAUUGGUAUAGUUAAACAACAGCCUUGAAUGCCGUCGUUUAAAUUAAAAUCGUUGGAAGGGAACCUUUUUGUGCGU
This is a messenger RNA of Dendronephthya gigantea, 1899 nucleotides long. RefSeq names its product leucine-rich repeat-containing protein 34-like. Gene Ontology annotation, molecular function: protein binding. The coding region runs from base 573 to 1757 and encodes 394 amino acids. Lineage: Eukaryota; Metazoa; Cnidaria; Anthozoa; Malacalcyonacea; Nephtheidae. The record is from RefSeq and is a predicted model, not a curated record. The transcript is spliced from 11 exons.